Dichomitus squalens LYAD-421 SS1 is the source of this 345-nucleotide messenger RNA. RefSeq lists its product as uncharacterized. The record is from RefSeq and is a predicted model, not a curated record. The transcript has a single exon. The annotation marks the transcript as partial. NCBI's taxonomy places the organism in Eukaryota, Fungi, Basidiomycota, Agaricomycetes, Polyporales, Polyporaceae.
GAGUUUCCCUUCCCAAACAGGCCGUGGACCAGAUAUAUCACAUAUAUAGUCGGACCCGGUCUCCGCGCUGCAGACCCCGAGAGUUGUUUCACGCCCAAAAUGUGCGUCCCCAUCUUCCCCGCCACCAGCAACCAGCGCGCGCCUCUUCAUCCGAAGACACCAUUCCCGUUCCGCAAUUGUUACCACUGGGCCUACACCGACCUCCUUCUCCGAGUUUCGACUGGCGGAUAUCCCCGCAGAGAUGACCCGCGAGUCACAACACUGCCCGGCCGCGAACGCGUCAGGAUGGACACACUGCUAACAGAGGAUCUGGAUGCCGCGGUGCUCGCGAGAAGGGAACGAGAU